AUGAAUAAAAAAUUUAUCAUCAAAAUUUGUCUUAAAUCACAAGAAACUGUUAUAUUUGCAGAAUUGAUAUGGCGUAAUAAGGAUGUGAUUAUAAUGAGAAAUGCCUUUUAUAAACAACCAGAGUCUAUUGUCUAUUUAACUUUAUCUAUUAAUUUGUCAUAUAUUACAUCAAUAACAAAAGUGUCAGAUGAAGAAUAUAUUAAGUACAAAAACACCAUAUUAAAUGCACCAGGUAAUAAUGGAACAUAUUCUGAUUGUGCAUGUAAAGAAAUAAAUGAUGAAAUAAAAAAUGAAAAUACAGAAGAACAACUACAAAAAAAUUCUGAAAUUUAUAAGUCUAAUAUAAAAAAAAAUAUAAGCAUAAAUAAAGACACUGAAGAUAAAGCACAAAAGACUGAAAAUUUUAGUGAUGAAAAACCAAAAGUUAUUAUCAACAUUGAAAGUGAUGCACAAAAAACAGAAAAUACUAGUGAUGAAAAACCAAAAGUUACUGUUAAUAUUGAACCUAAACAGCCUAAUAUUGACAAUUUAAAAUCGUUACAUCAGCCUAUUACUGCUAAUUCGAAAAUUUUUAGGAAUGUUACAGUAGCAGAAGAAGCUAAAACAUUGGAAGGUAAUAAAGAAGAAGAAAGUUACAAAAAUAAAAAAGAGGAAAAGGUUUUACAAUCAAGUUUGAAAAUUGAACCAUCUAAAAAUGUUUUUAAAGAAAUUAAACAAGAACAAAAAGCUGCUACUGAGUUUAAUAUUUUUGAAAAACAAAAAAAAGACGUAGAGGAUAAAAUUUCAUCGCUUAAUAUCUCUACUAUUAGGAAUGAACAAUCUACACCUAGUCCACAAUCUUCUUAUAAAAAGUCUCAACAACCCUUAAAACUCAAUUUUAAUGAAAAGUCAAAAGGACAAAAAUUUAAUUUAAAAGAUAACAUUUGGAAGACUAAAAAGAUUGAAAAUUCUUAUUCGAAUAAAUCAAAUAAUGCUCCAACAACACCAUUAAUAAAACUAUCUGACAAAUUUAAUAUACAAAAUAAAAAAAAAUAUUUAUCUAACAACAAUGAUGUAUCGCGAAAUAUUACUAUUACUACUAAUCGGAAUAUUAAUAUAAGCUAUAAAGAAAAGAAAUACAAGGAUUUGAAUGCAUUGUUUACAACGUUACAAUCGAAUAUUGAACAAUCCGAAGAUUCAAAAGAUUGGGGCAUUCGAGAUAAAAUUUCUGUGAUUGAAAAAGGUAAAAAAUUAUUUAACGCAGGAAAAAUAAAUUUUUAUGCUAGAAGGUUCUAUUAA
Vairimorpha ceranae is the source of this 1278-nucleotide messenger RNA. RefSeq lists its product as hypothetical. The record is from RefSeq and is a predicted model, not a curated record. Bases 1 to 1278 code for a protein of 425 amino acids. NCBI's taxonomy places the organism in Eukaryota, Fungi, Microsporidia, Nosematidae. The transcript has a single exon.